Penicilliopsis zonata CBS 506.65 is the source of this 528-nucleotide messenger RNA. RefSeq lists its product as hypothetical. The record is from RefSeq and is a predicted model, not a curated record. The transcript has 2 exons. Gene Ontology annotation, cellular component: extracellular region. NCBI's taxonomy places the organism in Eukaryota, Fungi, Ascomycota, Eurotiomycetes, Eurotiales, Aspergillaceae. The coding region runs from base 1 to 528 and encodes 175 amino acids.
AUGCUUGCGAAAUCCCUCGUCGCCGCUCUUCUCGCCGCCUCCCUGGCCAGCGCGUCCCCAGUCACCAAGCGCGACGCCGCCACGGUCCUGUCGGACCUGGAGACCAUCCUCACCGAGGUGGAAGCAGUCGAAACAGCCUUCGCAGACUGGGAUGGUGAUGCCCUGGGGGCGCUGACCCUUCUGACCUACUAUGAUGAUCUCUCGAGCGAUCUGGAGACGGCCAUCACCGACACCGAGGCCACCUCGACUCUGAGUACCUCCGACAGCAGCAGCAUCACCAGCGAAGUCGAGACUCUGGGUCCCAGCAUCCUCGCCGCUCUGGCUGCCAUCGUUGCCAAGGAAUCCGAUGCCGCAGCUGCCGGCAUCCAAAGCACCCUGCUUUCCUCCCUUGAGACCCUUGAGAGCGAGACCAACACCCUGGGUGCGGAUCUGGAGGCCAUUGCCACGACCACCGAUGCUGAGACCAUCGCCUCUGUCCUCACCGAGGUGGAUGCGGCUUUUUCUAGCGCUAUUGCUGCGUACUCUUGA